Molecule: messenger RNA, 2542 nt
Organism: Pistacia vera
Lineage: Eukaryota; Viridiplantae; Streptophyta; Magnoliopsida; Sapindales; Anacardiaceae
Product: E3 ubiquitin-protein ligase WAV3-like
Exons: 2
Coding region: 198-2300 (700 amino acids)
Source: RefSeq, a predicted model, not a curated record
UCAAUUUGAUUUCUCAAUACAUCCGCAACAACAAAUAAAAAAAGAAAAAACAAAAACAGAAAAACUCUCUCUUUUCCUCUCCUCUCCACCGUCGUUUCUUCUUCUCCGUUGUCGUCAUUGCGGCCAUGCGAAACGCACUGUGACGCAAUUCAAAGCCAAAACGAAAUAACGAAAAGCAACAGAAACAGCAGACGACAAUGGCGGAAACGUUUCGAAAGCUCCGGAAAUCGUUCUCUCUCAAGCUCUCUUUCCACGCCGGUUCCGGUUGUCCUCGUCCCUCCCAUUCCGGUUCUCCAAGCUCCUCCGAUUCCCAUCGUUCGCAUUCCUCCCUCACCGGCUCCGGCACCGGCACCGGCUCUUCCUCUCGUCUCUCUCGUAGCUUCAGCUUUCAGCCGUCUAAAUCAUCCAAGAAAACUUGUGCCAUCUGCUUGGGUAGUUUGAGAACUGGACAAGGCGUAGCCAUCUUCACUGCUGAGUGUUCCCAUUCUUUUCACUUCAAUUGCAUUACAAUCAAUGUACAGCAUGGAAAUCGCGUCUGCCCCAUUUGCCGCUGUGAAUGGAAAGACAUCCCCUUCCAUGCCCCUGCCAAUGUCGUUGAUAAUAUUAGACGCAUGGGUCAUGGCUCCGGUCAGGCCGGGGUGACUCCUCACAGUACUACCACUCCCGUACAGCUUCCAUCUGAUCCUGACCAUUACGCAGAUGAUGAACCGCUCCCAGUCAACCAAAUUGGCCCAGCUUCGUCACCCUCCCACGCCCAAGCAUUGACUGUUAAGGCCUUUCCCGAGCAUCCUGCUGUCUCUGCCACAGAUUCCCUUGACAAGUUUGCGGUUCUUGUUCACAUCCGUGCACCAUCUCUUCUCAGUGAUGCUGAUCAUCUGGAUCGUGCCCCCAUUGACCUUGUCACAGUACUUGAUGUUAGUGCAAGCAUGUCUAGCAAGCUUACUCUUCUCAAGCAAGCUGUUCACUUCAUUGUACAGAACUUAGGCCCUGCAGAUCGGUUAUCUAUAGUCGUUUUCUCUUCAGUAGCUAGAAGAAUUUUCCCACUUCAAAGGAUGAUCGAUCGUGGUCGUGAGGAUGCCGCCCUUGCUAUCAAUUCUCUAACCUCUAAUGGCGGGACCAACAUUGUGGAAGGCCUCAAGAAAGGGGUCCGAGUUCUUGAAGAUCGCCGUGAGCGCAACCCAGUUGCAAGUAUUAUUCUCCUAUCCGAUGGUCAGGACACAUACAAUGUCCGCAGGCAUAACAAUUGUGUGCGGAAUGACACAUCGAGCCAUGAAGUGGAAUAUCUGAACCUGUUGCCCUCUUUGAUUUGUCCUCAGAACUCGGAACCCGGAGGAGAAUCUCAACAACCAACCAUCCCAGUCCACACAUUUGGGUUCGGCUCGGAGCAUGAUUCCACUGCAAUGCAUGGCAUAGCCGAUGCAUCAGGUGGUACAUUUUCCUUCAUUGAAACCAUUGGCUUUUUACAAGACGCCUUUGCCAGGUGCAUUGGUGGUCUUCUCAGCGUUGUGGCUCAGGAUGUUCAGCUCAAAAUCAGUUCAAUUUCACCCGGGGUGAAAAUUGAAUCGGUACCUUCAGGUAAAUACAAGAGUGACAUUUUGAUGGAAGGGCAGCAAGCCAAGAUAGACAUUGGAGAGUUAUAUGCAGAUGAGGAGAAGGAAUUCCUGGUGUACAUCUCCAUUCCGAAGUCGUCUUCGGAAAGUUCAGAGAACACGCCAUUACUGGAUGUCUUGUGCACUCACAAAGGCUCAGCUUCAAUGGAGAUUCUUGAAGUGAAAGGUGAGAAAGUCGAGAUUCGAAGACCAGAGUUUUUGUCUACUGCAGACAAGGGGGUGAGUCUGGAGGUUGACAGACAAAGAAGCCGUUUACUGGUAGCCGAAACAAUCGCAGAUGCGCAAAGAAUGGCUGAAAUGGGAGAGUUAGAGGGAGCACAAGCUCUUCUGACUGAACGGAGAUCAACUCUCUUAGCUUCAGCAUCAGCCCAGGCAGGAGAUGGAAUCUGCAACUGGCUGGAGGCUGAGCUGAGAGAAAUCAGGGAGAGAAUGGCGAACAUGGAACUGUAUGAGCGAACCGGGAGGGCGUAUAUCCUCUCAGGAUUGAGCUCACACUCAUGGCAGAGAGCCACAACCAGAGGAGACACAACACAGACGUUCACCAUGAGCAACGGCAGAGGAGAUGAAACUACAAGCUAUGAAACACCAACAAUGGUGACAAUGGUGUCGAGGUCUCAAAAUCUCAACUUCACACGGGAUCCUCAGUCUCAACCUGGAAGCCACCAUAGCAGUAAGUCCAGCAGAAUUUGAUUCAGAAAUUAUGGUUAAAAAGGAAAAGGGGUUUUUUUUUUUUGCUUCAUCUGGGUAAUUAAUUUUUUCUUCUUCUUGCUUUUUGCCUGGUUAAUAAUGAAAAAAACAUAGCAAUUGUUAAUUGAAAAGGAAACGAUGAAAUGAAACCAAAGGUUUUAAGUAUUCAUUCAACUUCAACCCAUAGUUAUUCUUUUCUUGACUGUGUUAUUAGCUGUUUAUUUGCUUCUCGUUAUUAACUUUAU